AUGCCAAUCAAUCAACCGUCGGGACAGAUUAAGUUGACUAAUGUUUCGUUAGUGAAAUUAAAAAAAGCACGCAAGAGAUUUGAGAUUGCGUGUUACCAAAAUAAAGUUCAGGAUUAUCGUAAAGGAAUCGAAAAAGAUCUAGAUGAAGUGCUCCAGAUACAUCAAGUUUUCAUGAAUGUUUCGAAAGGAUUGGUUGCCAAUAAGGAAGAUCUACAAAAAUGUUUCGGUACUACUAAUAUUGAUAGUGUUAUUGAGGAAAUCAUGCUUAAGGGAGAGAUCCAAUUAUCAGAAAAAGAAAGACAAUUAAUGCUUAAUAAAGUCAAUAAUGAAUUGCUUACAAUAAUUAGCGCCAAAUGUAUAAAUCCUGCGUCGAAAAAAAGAUAUCCACCCACAAUGAUUCAUAAAGCUUUACAAGAACUAAAAUUUAGCCCUGUUAUCAACAAGCCUGCUAAAUUACAAGCGUUAGAAGCUAUUAAAUUAUUGGUCUCUAAGCAAAUUAUUCCGAUUGUGAGAGCUAAAAUGAAGGUCAAAGUGGCUAUAUGUGAGCCCUACAAUCAAUCUGAACUUAUUGAAAAGGUUAGUAGAUUGAUAGCUACAUCACCUACCGAUCUGGCAAACCCAGAUUUGAAUCCAUGGACAUGUGUAGGUCUUAUUGAUCCUGUCAAUUACAGAGACCUAAUGACCCUAUGUGAUAAAAAGGGAACUGUACAAGUCUUGGAUAUGGCAGUCAUAGAUAACACAACGCACAAUUAA
Molecule: messenger RNA, 753 nt
Organism: Saccharomyces mikatae IFO 1815
Lineage: Eukaryota; Fungi; Ascomycota; Saccharomycetes; Saccharomycetales; Saccharomycetaceae
Gene: SDO1
Product: guanine nucleotide exchange factor SDO1
Exons: 1
Coding region: 1-753 (250 amino acids)
Biological process (GO): ribosome biogenesis; cytosolic ribosome assembly
Source: RefSeq, a predicted model, not a curated record